CGGGACGCGGAGGCUAGCGCGCGGCGCGGUGGCGGUUUGGGUCCGGCCCUGGGGAAUCAUAUCAUGUCGCGCCCGAAGAAUCAAAAUUACAAGGGCCAUGGACUGUCAAAGGGAAAAGAGCGAGAGCAGAGAGCAUCAAUCCGAUUCAAGACCACUCUCAUAAAUACUCUCAUGGAUGUCCUUCGCCACAGGCCAGGAUGGGUGGAAGUAAAGGAUGAAGGGGAGUGGGAUUUCUACUGGUGUGACGUCAGCUGGCUCCGGGAGAACUUUGACCACACCUACAUGGACGAGCACGUGCGCAUCAGUCACUUCCGAAACCACUACGAGCUGACGCGCAAGAACUACAUGGUGAAGAACCUGAAGCGGUUCAGGAAACAACUGGAGCGCGAGGCCGGAAAGCUGGAGGCAGCCAAGUGCGACUUCUUCCCCAAAACCUUUGAGAUGCCAUGCGAGUACCACCUGUUCGUGGAGGAGUUCCGCAAAAACCCGGGAAUCACCUGGAUCAUGAAGCCUGUAGCCCGGUCCCAAGGGAAGGGCAUCUUCCUCUUCCGGAGGCUGAAGGACAUCAUGGACUGGAGGAAGGGCACCGCCGGCAAGAAGCUGACCAGCUUAGAGGCCCCGCCGGCCCGGAGCGCUGUCAAUCCCUCUGGCAGCCAUGAUGCAAGAAGUUCUGAUGACCAGAAGGAUGAGAUCCCUGUGGAGAACUACGUAGCUCAGCGCUAUAUCGAAAAUCCCUACCUGAUAGGAGGCCGCAAGUUUGACCUGCGCGUCUAUGUGCUGGUGAUGUCGUACCUCCCGCUUCGGGCCUGGCUGUACCGGGAUGGCUUUGCCCGAUUCUCCAACACCCGCUUCACCCUGAGCAGCAUUGAUGACCAAUACGUUCACCUCACCAACGUUGCUGUGCAAAAGACAUCUCCUGACUACCACGCAAAGAAGGGCUGCAAGUGGAUGCUCCAGCGCUUCCGUCAGUACCUUGCGUCCAAGCACGGGCCCGAGGCGGUGGAGACGCUCUUCAGCGAUAUGGACAACAUCUUUGUCAGGAGCCUGCAGAGUGUGCAGAAGGUGAUCAUCAGCGACAAGCACUGCUUUGAGCUGUACGGCUAUGACAUCCUCAUAGACGAGAACCUCAAGCCGUGGCUCCUGGAGGUCAAUGCAUCCCCGUCAUUGACAGCCAGCAGCCAGGAGGACUAUGAGCUCAAGAUCUGCCUCUUGGAAGACACCCUGCAUGUGGUGGACAUGGAGGCCAGGCUCACAGGAAGGGAGAAGAGAGUGGGAGGCUUUGACCUCAUGUGGAAUGAUGGCCCUGUCAGCAGAGAAGAGGGGGCUCCUGACCUGUCGGGGAUGGGGAACUUUGUGACCAACACACACCUUGGCUGCAUCAAUGACCGGAACAACCAGCUGAGGCAACUAUUCCGCUCCCUUCAGAGCCAGAAGAAAGCCUCCAGUUAGUCCUGGCAGCAGGGACAGCGACCCGCCCAGGAGGUGCCCCCCCCCAGGCUCCUCCCCACCCCCUUGGAACACUUGCCUCCCUCCCUCUGGCCUGGUAGCAGCAGCUUUGCGGGCUGGGUGGGCCGCUGCCUACUCGCUGUCUGCUGCCGCUUGUCUGGGUCCCCUGGAUGCCCCCGCCCCACCCCAGGCACCUCUGCACCCAGAGACAGCCAAUCCCUGGGACUGUGUUUUAACAUUGCGGGAUUGGCUUGGCGAUGAGGCCCAGCGAGGACAGCCGUGGCAAGCCCUACUACCCCAGAGAGACCACGUCUAAUAAAGGAACACAGGCCUUACUUGGAGUCACUGUGCCCUGGACCCCGGCUCAGGGGAUGCUGAUGGCUGAAGCCAAGUCCUCCCUGAUUUGACCAUUUGAUGUCUCAAAGGUUAAAAUGAUCCUUCAGGAGGAGGGGUUCAGGGGCUAGGGAACUGGUCUUAAGGUGUACUUGCAAAGCAAACAGUUAAUAGAUUGUGUUUAUUGGGCUCUGGGACAGGGCUGAGCCUUAAAUACAUCUUUGUCUCCUUUCAACACCCUGACCUGGUGUGUCAGGGAACUCAUGGAGCUCCCCUGACCAUCUGAAAACCAGUGGGCCAGAGCAUCCCCAUUUCUCAGAUAGACAAGGUAAGGAUCGGGAAGGCAGAGCUGCUUAGCGAGGGUCUCUGCAAAGGUGCACUCAUCUGAGUCAGAUGGGUGAUGGAAGUGCCUCUCUGCGUCUUCCUGGGAGCUGAGCUUUCAGAAAGCCUUGAUCUGGCAGGCAAGGAGAUGGCGUAGGGAGUUAGGUGAAAGUUCUGCGUUUUCUCCAUAUUCCCCAUUCCUAAGCCUUCUCUUCGUUUGAGAGAGAUUGCCACAGGGCAGGCUGUGGGUGAACCGCUCCAUGGGGGACCUGCUAUGGGACCAGGCAGCUCCCAUUGCAACUCUCCCUGCUGCGGGACAGCGCUGGCUGCAAAUAGCAGAUUUUGACUGCCUAGGGAAGGGAAAGGUUUUUGGAAGGAAAAAUACUGGCAAACCCCAGAAGUGAACCAGCCAGCCUUGGGAAGGCCAGAAGCCAGGCCACUCUGCGCCUCCUGCCUCCAGAGCGUGGGGACUUCCUUGCAUCCCUGUGACGGAGGUAAGACCACACAACCCCAGACACAGGCUCCUCAUUUCCAGGACAGCCAAUCUGAUUGGCUCUUUGGCCUAGCCACCACCCCACUAGACAGGCAGGGGCAACAUUCAAAUACGAGUCGUGAGCCAGGCCCACAUCCCAGGCACUACCACAGCCAUGUGUCCUUACUGCAACCUUGUGCUCCAGCCCUGCAGCUUCUGUCUCGGGAGGGAGCCAUGCAGUGUUUGCACACAAAAGAUCAGAUUAGACGCUAUCUGUCCACUUGCUUUUCUCACCUACUACAUCUUGGAACUUGUUCUCAGUCAGUGCUUAGAGAGCUUCCUUCUUGAUGACAUAUGUACCAUAUUCCACUGUCUGGAGCUAUCAGUUCCUUUAACUAGUCUACUACGGACAGACAUCUAGCUUCCAAUUCCACCUCCCCACUUCAGGGCCAUCAUAGGGAAAACGCAUGCUAUUUUCUACUUAAAAAACUCAAGGGGAUGCAAAAUCAUAGGUAUGGGUCAAAUUUGGCUUAUGUAAGGUAUUCUGUUUGGCCAACUUUAAAAACUUCUGCAUUAGCAAUAUUUAAAAGACAGAAGAUUCAACUUAAAAAAUCCAAAUUUCUAGCCCUUCUUGGAAAAAAACACAAAAUGUUAAGAUCUGGCCAUACCAGCCUAUGUUCCCAUAUCAUUAUCGUCUGGAGCCAAGUGGAGCAAGGGGACCAGGUGAGGCCACAGUCAUUGUUACUGCCUGUCGAGUCCUGCUAUCAUUUCCCAGCAAGAGCCACUGUCCCUUUGCAGGUGGUGUCCUCAAGGCAAUGUGCCCUCAAGUAAGGCUGAGAUGAGGUAAAGAACAGAAGCUACUGUUCAUUCAUUUAGGAAACGUUUGUUAAGCCCUCAAAGAACAUGAAAGACACAGUGCUGCCCUCACAGUACGUUCACCCCCGGAUCUGAGACCGCUGAGAGCGGGCAGGAACUCUGAGCAGUCUGGCCCGGGCCCUGCCUUCAGAGGUGGCGGAGGGCCACGUGAAGAGGCAGCUCCCUCCCCCAUCCGUGGUCCAGGACUCUGCAAGGCCUUCCUGACUAAACAGCAGGUGCAGGAGUCUGAAAAGCAGCACCCACGCUGGGCUCCAUCCCAGGGACAUGUAGGAGAAAAGGGCCAAAGUGGAGGCCGUGGUGGGGACUGGGGUGCGUGCCCCACGGAAGGCUGCGGUGAACUACGAAGCACCAAGAUUCCACCCUUCAUUCAGAAACCAUCUGUGAGCUGCCCGCUUUAUUCC
This is a messenger RNA of Zalophus californianus (California sea lion), 3849 nucleotides long. It is a transcript of the gene TTLL9, whose product is annotated as tubulin tyrosine ligase like 9. The record is from RefSeq and is a predicted model, not a curated record. NCBI's taxonomy places the organism in Eukaryota, Metazoa, Chordata, Mammalia, Carnivora, Otariidae. Gene Ontology annotation, cellular component: cilium. Gene Ontology annotation, biological process: protein polyglutamylation; microtubule cytoskeleton organization. The coding region runs from base 64 to 1449 and encodes 461 amino acids. Gene Ontology annotation, molecular function: tubulin binding; tubulin-glutamic acid ligase activity; ATP binding. The transcript has 15 exons.